AUGGCGACUGCUACUCAGGUGAUCAAAAAGAUACUUCCGCUCUUCGACCGGGUCCUGGUAGAGAAAAUCCAACCGCCAAAGCAGACGGCUGGUGGCAUUUUGCUUCCUGACUCUGCUGUCACAAAGCUCAACGAGGGCCGUGUGGUGGCGGUGGGGAAGGGCAAGCGUUCCGCGGACGGCAAGUACACACCCAUUAGCAUUGGGAUAGGCGACACGGUCAUGCUUAGCGAAUACGGUGGGAACGAGGUGAAACUCAAUGGGAAGGAGUAUCUUCUUAUUCGUGAGGAAGAAAUUCUUGGGUCUGCGUCUGGGAAGACGAUGAUUGCGGAGGCGAUUAUAGAGGUUGUGGGAAGGUACAACGUUACUUUUUUGCACCAAGAUGCCUAUUAUAGAGAUUUUUCCGAGCUGAAGCCGGAGGAGCGCGAGGCAAUAAACUACGACCACCCUGACAGUUUGGAGACGGAGUUGAUGGUUGAGCACAUUAAGAAGUUGAAGUCCAACGUUCCGGCUUCGGUGCCGGUGUACGACUUCAAGAGGCAUGUUCGGCUGAAAGAGACGGUUUUAGAGCAUCCGAGAAGGGUGAUUUUGAUAGAGGGGAUUCACGUGUUAUCGAGCGCCGAAGUUCGCAAGUUGUUGGACAUUAAGUUGUACGUUGACACGCCGAGCGACAUUCGGCUCGCCAGGAGGUUGGAGAGGGACAUAGGCGAGCGCGGGAGGACAUUGAAGUCUGUGCUUGAGCAGUACAAGGCGAGCGUGCGUCCGAUGCAUUUGGAGUUUGUCGGGCCGUCGAGGCGAUACGCAGACGUCAUCAUUCCGGAGGGUGGCAUGAAUCGGGUUAUGGUGGACAUGUUGGCUUCUCACGUUUUGAGGUGUCUGCGAAGCUGA
Molecule: messenger RNA, 885 nt
Organism: Schistocerca gregaria
Lineage: Eukaryota; Metazoa; Arthropoda; Insecta; Orthoptera; Acrididae
Product: uridine kinase-like
Exons: 3
Coding region: 1-885 (294 amino acids)
Biological process (GO): protein folding
Cellular component (GO): cytoplasm
Molecular function (GO): ATP binding; protein folding chaperone; kinase activity
Source: RefSeq, a predicted model, not a curated record